AUGGAGUAUCGUUUGGUGUGCGUGGCCCUCUUGGCCCUCACCAUCGGCCAGGCGUUUGGGACCGAGAGGGUGGAUUUGGACGACAGAUGCUCCCAAAUAUAUCCUCCGUGUGAUCACCCAAGAACCCAAGCCCUUCUUCCGCUCCUUGACGACCUGGAGUCUAGAAAUAUGCAGCGCGCCAGCAUGAACACUUACAUGGACUACGUCUUGACGUACAUAGCGCCGAUUUUCCGGGACUCCGGCAUGGUUCCCAUGGAUUUGCCAGACACCUCGAUUGGCUGGGAGGCGCAACCAAUUUGGAUAACGUACGGUGGCAUCAUUGACUUGCACAAUGGCCUUCUUCACGACAUCGAGAAUGUAUUCCGGGCGGGCAACUGCUACUUGUCCUACAAUCGCCAACUCCUCAGGAUGGAGAUUUUGUCCCGUCUCUCGAGGAUGCCGUUCCACUACGACUACGAAACACGUGUGAUGGGCUUGGGCAUAUUCCGAGGUUGGGUUGAGGGCCACAUGGAGAACAUGGUGAUGACUAAGGACUUCCUCCUCGACAUGUUCGACUUCUUCCUCUUUAUGCAGCACUUCCGUGUGCUCUCAAUUGGCAAUGUUCACGUGCGCGUCCGUGGCAACAUUCUCACUGAUUGGUUGGCAAAUGUCAUCAUUGAUAUUGUUAUCUUCUUCUUCGAGAACACAGUUGUGAACCUCGUCUCGGAGACACUCCAAGAAUUCAUCCAGGAAGUCAUCGAUGAAACUAACGCCAACCGCGUGCGCUUUUCCGCGCUUUCUGGCGUGCUCAUGGAAUCACUGCAAGACCCAAACCCACCCUCAAUGGACAAGUUUGGCGACGAUGUCAUGAGAAUGUUCCAGAAGCGCAUCAACGUAUAA
Messenger RNA from Phlebotomus argentipes, 879 nucleotides. RefSeq lists its product as uncharacterized. NCBI's taxonomy places the organism in Eukaryota, Metazoa, Arthropoda, Insecta, Diptera, Psychodidae. The record is from RefSeq and is a predicted model, not a curated record. The transcript has 4 exons. The coding region runs from base 1 to 879 and encodes 292 amino acids.